AUGGUGCCGAACGAGAAUGGCUACCGCAAGAAGCUCUUUGACAAGCUCGCUGCACGAGGCAACAAUGUGGACUUUGUCGGUGGCAUGAGCACAGGCACAAUGGCCGACAAGAACCAUGAAGGACACCGAGGCUAUGUGAUCGAUGAGAUCCGUGAAGUCAGUGGUGUCGGCAUUCACGCGGGCGCCAACAUCGUCCUACUCCAUGCCGGAACCAACGACAUGAAGAACGACAUCAAUCCUGCCGGUGCUCCGGAACGUCUCAAGAAGCUGAUUGAUGAGAUUUACGAGUUCUCUCCUGAUACUGUGAUUCUGUUAUGCAAUCUCAUCCCGGCGGGCCCUGAUAGGUAUCCUGCUACAGUCCCACGCAUUGACAAGUUCAACGAAGCCAUCCCCGUCAUAGCGACAGAGUACAUCACUGUCCGCAAAAAGAAGAUGCUCGUGGUUGGAAUGAACCAUGGGAUUACUCUUAACGACUUGGCUGACAGUCUUCAUCCCAACGAUGUUGGUUAUGGGAAAAUGGCUGACCUGUUCUAUUCCGCCAUUGAAUCCGUGGACGAACGUGGUUGGAUCUCCAAGCCGGGCAAGAAGACCCCAGUUCCGGAUUCAACUAGCCCUGAGAACUGCAAGUCGACGCCCUCUUGGUACAACGUGGGUAUGAUCGCCACUGGCGCAAAGGUGGCUGAUUCUGAUGGCCCUUUCGUGCCCGCUUGGAACAAGAGAGGCGUUGUUGCUGAGGGUAAUUGCCCUCGCGCUCGACUUCACUUCAUGGACCUCGACGGCGAUGGUCUAAAGGAUUAUGCUUGCGUUGAUCCCAAGACAGGAGCGGUCAAGGUGCACAUCAACAUUCCAGACGCAGAUGGCAAAACAUCUGGAAACUGGAAAGUGCCCAGAACUGUCGUUAACCCAACCGAGCCUCGAGAUGGAUGGGGUGUCAUGUUCGCCGAGUAA
This is a messenger RNA of Fusarium falciforme, 948 nucleotides long. RefSeq names its product SGNH-hydro domain-containing protein. Gene Ontology annotation, molecular function: phosphatidylcholine lysophospholipase A1 activity. Bases 1 to 948 code for a protein of 315 amino acids. The record is from RefSeq and is a predicted model, not a curated record. Lineage: Eukaryota; Fungi; Ascomycota; Sordariomycetes; Hypocreales; Nectriaceae. The transcript has 3 exons.